Molecule: messenger RNA, 1747 nt
Organism: Sceloporus undulatus (fence lizard)
Lineage: Eukaryota; Metazoa; Chordata; Lepidosauria; Squamata; Phrynosomatidae
Product: keratin, type I cytoskeletal 24-like
Exons: 8
Coding region: 60-1517 (485 amino acids)
Molecular function (GO): structural molecule activity
Source: RefSeq, a predicted model, not a curated record
CUCUAUCUCUAAUUUGACACUGUCUGCUGCAGUUUAGCAACCCACACCAGCGGGCUACAAUGUCUCUUCGGAUUUCUACCGCAUCCAGGAGAAUCUCUUCCAUUGCUGGGGGUGAUGGAGGUGUCAAAAUGUCGGGCAUAGGAGGAAGCAGCAUGCAUGGCUUUGGUGGGGGAUCUCUUGCAGGGCUAGGCAGUGGCUAUGGAGGAAGUAUGAGCGGUGGCUUUGGCGGAGCAGGCUUUGGGAGUGGAGUGAACUUUGGGAGUGGAGCAGGCUUUGGUAGUGGAGUUGGCUUUAGCAGUGGAGGAGGUGGCUUCGGUGGAGGAGCAGGCUUUGGUAGUGCUUCUAUGGCAGGUAGUAAUUAUGGAGGAGGCUAUCGCAGCAGCUCCGCUAUGGCCGUGGGCAGUGGUUUUGGAGCAAGUGACAGCAUCUUUUUGGCUGGGGCUGAAAAGGAAACCAUGCAGAACCUUAACAGCCGCCUGGCAAACUACCUGGAAAAAGUCCGUUCUUUAGAGGAAGCCAACACUGAGCUUGAGGUUAAAAUCCGUCACUGGUAUGAAAAGAACGGACCAGGGGCUCCUGGUGUUGUCCGUGACUACACCAAAUAUCAUCAGAUCAUUGAAGACCUUCGCCACAAGAUAGUCAAUACAACAAUUGACAAUGCCAAUGUAGUCUUACAGAUCGACAAUGCCAGGCUUGCUGCUGAUGACUUCCGCCUCAAAUAUGAAAAUGAACUCUUCCUCCGUCAGAGUGUUGAAUCAGACAUCAAUGGUCUGCGUAAAGUGCUGGAUGAACUGACCAUGAACCGCUCUGACCUGGAGGCCCAGCUUGAGAGCCUCACAGAGGAACUGGCAUACUUGAAGAAGAAUCAUGAGGAGGAAAUUACCUUACUGAAGAGUAGCAGCACAGGUGAUGUCACCGUGGAAAUGAAUGCUGCUCCAGGUGUGGACCUGACUAAGCUACUGAAUGACAUGAGAGCACAGUAUGAAGACCUUGCAGAACAGAAUCGUAGAGAAGCUGAAGAACAGUUCCACAAAAUGAGCCAACCUCUACAGCAGCAGAUCUAUGAUGAUACUGGGGCUGCUAAUUCAGCCAGGAACGAGUUAAUUGAACUCAAGCGCUCCCUUCAGUCAUUAGAAAUUGAACUACAGUCCCUUCUCGCUAAGAAAGCCUCUCUGGAAAGCACCUUGGCAGAAACUGAAGGCAACUACAGCAGUCAGCUUCACCAGUUACAGCUUCAAGUCAGCAGCCUGGAGGAGCAACUACAGCAAAUCCGAUCUGAAACAGAAUGCCAAAAUUCUGAGUAUCAACAAUUACUGGGCAUCAAGACCCGACUGGAAAUGGAAAUUGAAACAUACAGGCGCCUGCUAGAUGGGGAGAGUUUCCGCUCAUAUGAGACAAAAGUUCAGAUCAGAGAGCCCACCAAAACCAGAGUGGUUAAGACCAUUGUGGAAGAAAUGGUAGAUGGCAAAGUAGUCUCUUCUCAAGUGAAAUCGGUUCAAGAAAGGGCAGCUAAGUGAAUCGCAUGAAAAACAAUAAGGGAGAACUCUUCCAUCUUACCAGCACCAAGUAGAAGAAAACUUCCUGGAAGCAGAAUCAAUUGCAAUUUAAUAGCUUCUUGAAAAUAAGGAAUCUGGAGAUGGGGGAAAAAAUCCCACACACUAUGCUUUCUGCUAACUUUACAGCAAUGUAUUCUUGUCCUGGUACUAAACUCUACAUUCUCUUUCUACUGCAAUGCAAUAAACUUUGA